AUGAUUCACUACGUUCUAAUACUCAACCGUCAAGGCAAAACCCGGCUCGCCAAAUGGUACAACAACAUACACACAGAAGCACACAAACAGGAGACAGUCAACGAGGUGCACCGGCUUGUGUCAACACGGGACCUGAAGCACCAGAGCAAUUUCGUCGAAUUACGCGAGAACAAGUUGGUCUAUAGACGGUAUGCGGGGCUCUACUUCAUAGUGCUGAUCGACUUCAUCGACAACGAGCUCAGUUAUUUGGAGUACAUCCACUUUUUUGUCGAGAUCUUGGACACGUACUUCGACAAUGUGUGUGAGCUCGAUUUGGUGUUCAACUUCUACAAGUUGUAUACCGUGAUCGACGAGGUGUUUCUAGGGGGCGAGCUCUUGGAGACCCUGAAAACAAGAGUCUUGCAGCGGCUCGAGCACAUCGACGAGAUCUCGGCCUAG
Messenger RNA from Metschnikowia bicuspidata var. bicuspidata NRRL YB-4993, 438 nucleotides. RefSeq lists its product as uncharacterized. Gene Ontology annotation, biological process: intracellular protein transport; vesicle-mediated transport. The coding region runs from base 1 to 438 and encodes 145 amino acids. Gene Ontology annotation, cellular component: intracellular membrane-bounded organelle; membrane coat. NCBI's taxonomy places the organism in Eukaryota, Fungi, Ascomycota, Pichiomycetes, Serinales, Metschnikowiaceae. The transcript has a single exon. The record is from RefSeq and is a predicted model, not a curated record.